GGCUUGCAUAUACAGGAAGGUUUAUACUAGUACGUAUUGCACAUAGUUUGCCCAAAUUCCCAGUUAAAGUGCUUCAGUCUCUUGCUGUAACACCUGAAUAUCUGAGCAGUAGAGGCAAUGCGAUACACUGUGAAGAAAAUGGAUCCUGAAUUAGAAGUCAAAAUCAAAGAGGCUACGAAGCUGAUUGCAGAGAUGUCUCAAGAUAAACUUCGGUUCAAAUAUUCAUUACAGAUGGUGCAUGGAAGCAAGAGUUUGACAAAGGAAAAGCAGCUUUUGAAAGAUAUGAAACUGAGCCAGCAGGAUGAUAAGUUUGUUACAUUUUGGACUCAAUUGGAACAAGAACUUGAGAUGCAGUUAAGGAAAGUGAUUCUGAAGCCAUUGCUAAUAACAAUGGAGUCAACAGAGAUGUGGAAUUGUAAGGCAAGUGAUUAUGAUGCCAUGGUCAAGAAUAAUGUGAAUGCUAACGCUGCUUGGAAGGGAAUAAUUUCGAGUUCUUCGGGUUUAAAAAAAGCCUUACAGGAGAAAGUUAAGGUUGCUUCUGAAAGAAUAGAAGAAUUAAGAAAAACCCUACUGGCUCUUGGUCUUGGGAAAAUAAUUAGUCAAGUUGAGAGAGAAUCAGAAGCCAUGAAAAGGGGUAUAGAUUCAUGGAGAAAGAGAUUUCCAUAUCAGAUUGUAUACGAGAACGUUUGGAGACACAGUGAUGUGAAUUCCAUGAGGUUGGAAUCUUUAUCAUACUGUUACUACUAUUACUACUGAUUCAGUAGGUUAUCUCGUCUGAUGUGACAUCAAGGGGAACUCACACAAAUUGAAGCCAGUUCCUUCACAAGUAAAUAAAAGAGCUGACAAGGUGCCUGUAAUUUGCUACUUGGGACAAGUCUUCUCUUUCAGAACUCAAAACUAUAUAAGUUUUGAGGUAGUAAAAUUCAAAUAGUACCAGUUACUAAGUGAUAUUGCACAACCUGAAAAGAGAGGGUUUGUUUCUGUUUCUGUAUCAUGGUUUUAGGCUGUAUGUACCUUGUUAAGCUUAAUGUACUACUUUUCUUUCCCAUAUUUAAGCCUUUUGUUGAGUGUUUUUAUUGGCACACUGUAAUGUAAGAGGUGAUGGGAAAAUCUCACUUAUUCACCAUCUUCAUGUAAC
Fragaria vesca subsp. vesca is the source of this 1138-nucleotide messenger RNA. RefSeq lists its product as uncharacterized. The coding region runs from base 118 to 756 and encodes 212 amino acids. The transcript is spliced from 5 exons. The record is from RefSeq and is a predicted model, not a curated record. Lineage: Eukaryota; Viridiplantae; Streptophyta; Magnoliopsida; Rosales; Rosaceae.